Trichoderma citrinoviride is the source of this 654-nucleotide messenger RNA. RefSeq lists its product as hypothetical. The transcript has a single exon. The coding region runs from base 1 to 654 and encodes 217 amino acids. The record is from RefSeq and is a predicted model, not a curated record. Lineage: Eukaryota; Fungi; Ascomycota; Sordariomycetes; Hypocreales; Hypocreaceae.
AUGCCCAAUCAGAAAGACGAGAGAUUAAGCCCCACGAUGCUCCUGGUAGAGGCUCACCACGUCGAGGGCUUGGUUUUCAAGCCUACCACGCCGCCAGUGGUCAAGACAAUGACCAGGAAGCAGGCAGAAGCUGUGGUACACCCCUUGCUAGAAAGGCUUCCUUCUGGCGGAUGGCGCAACGAUGAAGUACACCAGCGACUUGCAGCGACGGUGACCAAGCAGAUGAUUAUGGUUUUGGCUCCAGAAAUAAGAGCGGCUCUCGGAGAAUGGUCCAAAAAGAGGGACCAGCCAACGAUUCUACGGUGGACCGAAGAAUCAGCAUCGUUGAAUAUCCAGCAGGUCGAGUGGACAGAAACGCCGGCCGGGGGGGUUCUGGAGGAUAUGAUGAAGCUGUCGGAUGAUCCGAACCUAGGUCACGCUGCCAGUCGACAGAAGCUUCAGAGCUUGAUUCGCCUCAUAAAGCUUCACUUUGAUCAAAAGGAAACAAAGCAGCUGGAGUGGGUGAGGGAAGAUGCAUACGACAGCAGUGGUGGCGUACGGAAGAUCGCCCGGCAGCUGUUCCAACAGGUCAAGGCAGAAGUCCGUCAGGAAGUCAAGAAUGGCGUGAUGAAGCUUGUGGUCGGUGGGCCUGAGAGGAAGGCGGCAGAGUCUUGA